This is a messenger RNA of Trametes versicolor FP-101664 SS1, 993 nucleotides long. RefSeq lists its product as uncharacterized. The record is from RefSeq and is a predicted model, not a curated record. The coding region runs from base 56 to 874 and encodes 272 amino acids. The transcript is spliced from 5 exons. Gene Ontology annotation, biological process: mitotic sister chromatid biorientation. Lineage: Eukaryota; Fungi; Basidiomycota; Agaricomycetes; Polyporales; Polyporaceae. Gene Ontology annotation, cellular component: mitotic spindle polar microtubule; DASH complex; mitotic spindle pole body.
CUGUUCUAGAGCUUGUAUAUGACAAGAUUGUAUCAUCUAACGUGACGAAAUUGGAAUGCCUCCGAAUCCUCCACAAACACCGCUCCGCCGCCUCUCUCAAGGCUCGCUCUUCCGCCUCUCGCGCUCAACCGCGUACCCCGACGCGCCGCACGGCCUCGGCUUCCUCGAGCCCGCGCUCGCAGAGCUCAUCGAUGAGGCCGAAGCGCUGCAGACCAAUGCAGAAGGUCUACGGAACCUCGGCGACGCGCUCGGCACGUUCAACGAGAGCUUCGCGAGCUGGCUGUACGCGAUGAACAUGAACGCUCUUACGACGGACUGGUCGCAGGCACCGUCGCAGGGAUCGUUCAUUCUAGCUGCGCGGCGCGCAGAGGAGGACGCGCGCGCGGCGCUCUCAGCCAUGAGGGCAGCUGAAGAGGCAGCCCGUCGACCACCAACGCCGCCAGAGCCCACUAUCGACAGAUCUGAGCUGCCCACGGCCGACGGGCCAACCGAGACGAACAUCACCGGGACCACCUCCGCCUCCGCGAACAAGGGCGCGAAGCCCGUGGGAGUGCUGAAGAAGAAAACGGCCAAGCCGAAGCUGACCGCGAAGGAGAAGCGCGAACGCGGCCUCGAGAUGGAGCGGCUGCUGUCUGCGCUCCCGCUCGAGUGGCGGGGGAACGACCCGAAUCUGCGCCGCCAUAUGGAGACCGUCGUCGAGAAGUUCUGGGACAACCCUGACGAGGGGUUCAGCAUCGUGGCGUUCAUUAAACCUCCAGAUCUGAACCAGGCACGCGUGAAUAAGUGUCUGAUCGCGCUGGUGAACCGCAAGAUUGUAAGGAAGGAUAAUAGCACUGGAACUGUAAUGUAUCAUUGGAAUGGACUGCCGAGUUGAUCACGAAUCACGACAGCGCAAAUACGCUUGUCUGCUCGUGACAACCUCUCUACGUUCGUAAUCGCUCGAGACAUCGCCUGAACACUGAGGAUGGGUGUUUGAUUUUCACCGGUCUCCGC